This is a messenger RNA of Fomitiporia mediterranea MF3/22, 1560 nucleotides long. RefSeq lists its product as uncharacterized. NCBI's taxonomy places the organism in Eukaryota, Fungi, Basidiomycota, Agaricomycetes, Hymenochaetales, Hymenochaetaceae. The coding region runs from base 1 to 1560 and encodes 519 amino acids. The record is from RefSeq and is a predicted model, not a curated record. Gene Ontology annotation, biological process: transmembrane transport. The transcript is spliced from 11 exons. Gene Ontology annotation, cellular component: plasma membrane; fungal-type vacuole membrane. Gene Ontology annotation, molecular function: transmembrane transporter activity.
AUGGCCUCUUCUUCGGAUUCUCAAGCAUUCUCAACCAGUUCUCCCGAAACCGACAGCAAGAUUAAAUAUGAUGUCGACAUUGAACGGCAGGUUGACUGUGAUAAGGAGGUCGCACCGGAGACCUUCUAUGCGUCAAAAUAUGGUGCUUUGGGGCCGAUGUUCGCUAAGCUGUUCGAUAGUGGUGUAGAAGCAAGAGGUAUCGAGCGUGUACCGGAAGACCAGCGAGACCCGAAGAAUACUUGGAACAAGUCAGUUAACACGACUUUGACAGCAAUUCCUGUCGGCACCCUUGCUCAAGGGCUCUUUACCUUGACUUUUCCACAUGCAGUCGCUACUAUACUCUGUUUUGGGGCUCUGGGAGCAGCAGCGAGUGCAUUUGUCGCCACUCUCGGACCGAAGACAGGCAUGCGUACAAUGAUCAUUACAAGAUAUAGCUCCAGUCUCAUCGGGUGCACAAUCUAUUCGAUCCUUAAUAUAUUAACACAACUUGGCUUCGCAACUACGUGCCUGAUACUGGGCGGUCAAACUCUCGCAUCUAUCAAUCCUGGUACACUCCCACUUACGGUCGCUAUUAUCAUUAUUGCUGUUGGCAGUCUUAUUCCGUGCCUCGUCGGAUACAACCUUGUACAUUUCUACGAGCGGUAUGCAUGGAUAGUCGUAGCAGUUAUCAUGCUCAUGCUGCUGGGCCUUGGAGCUCAGGCUGGUUUCGAUGUCAGUUCGCAGAAAGCAUCUGAGGAUGAGGGUAGGUCACUUGCUGCAGAUAUUCUGAGCUUUGGUGGUAUUGUUUACGGUUCAUCCAGUUGGGCACAAGUUGCUGCAGACUUUAAUUGUCAACUUCCUGCCUCGAUUUCGAGCACCAAGGUGUUCGUCCUAACAUUCUUUGGUAUCUUUAUCCCAACCACCCUUGUUGAAAUCCUCGGAGCUGUUUUGAUGACUAUAUCUGACCCUGCGUAUUCUACUGCCUUUGAGAAUGGCGGAACGGGUGGCUUGUUAAGUCAAGUACUCUCCCCGUGGAAGGGAGGCGGAAAAUUUCUGUUGACACUCCUUGCCCUUUCCGCAAUAGCCAACAAUAUCCCCGGCACUUACGCCAUCGGGCUUUGCACACAAGCUCUUGGUCGUCCGUUUGCGCUUGUCCCUCGCUUCAUCUGGACUUUCCUCGCCUUUGUGAUUUACACUAUUGCAAGUGUUGCAGGACGAGAGCACUUUGCUGAAAUUCUCUCAAAUUUCCUGUCCAUUCUUUCGUAUUGGAUCGCCUUCUUUGUUGUGAUCAUGGCAGAAGAACACUUCAUCUUCCGCAGGAAAGGGGGAAGAUUGGGCGGAUAUGAUUUGGAAGCGUACGACGACCGGAACAAAUUACCGUUAGGCGUUGCUGGAGUCAUGGCAGGUUGUUGUGGUGUGCUUGGAGCUAUUGUCGGGAUGUCCGAAAAGUGGUAUGUAGGACCUAUUGCAGCCAAAAUUGGACCGGCUGGAGCGGACCUAGGGUUCGAGCUUGCUGCGGUGUUUGCUGCAGUGACCUAUCCACCCCUGCGCUGGUUGGAAAUACAGCUGACAGGCAGAUAG